AGUGCUGCUUUUGCUGCAUCCCAUUUUCAUGUUCGUUCGUCUUGUUUCAAGAUACUUUCUAAUUGCACCUUUGAUUUCUUCUUUGAUGCGUUGGUUGUUCAAGUGUGUAACAUAAUUUCUAAAUUUUUAAGUUUUCCUUCUAAUACAAAUUUCUAGUUUUAUUCCACUGUAGUUGGAGAAAAUACUUGGUAUGAUUUUCUUAAAUACAUUAAGACUUGUUCUGUGCUCUAUCCUGGAGAAUGUUCCAUGCAUACUUAAAAAAAAUGUGUUGAGCUGGGUUGAAUGUUAUGUAAGGUUUCUACAUGAAAAAAGAAAAAGCACCCUGCUGAUAGUUUUAUAGGGCUUCUCUUGUAUAUCGUGGGUUGCUUUUAUUUUGCUGCCUUCAACAUUCAUUGUCUUUGACUUUUGACAUUUGAUUAUAAUUAGUCUUGGUGUGGAUUUCUUUAUGCUAAUUGUGUUUAGAAUUUUUCAACCUUCCUGGAUCUGACUGCCCAUUUUUUCCCUGCUAGAUUUGGGAGUUUUUAGCCAUUAUUUCUUUGAAAAAACUUUCUGGUUCUUCCUCUUUUUCUUCUCCUGAAAAUCUCAUCAUGGGUAUAUUAGUCCACUUGUUGGUGUCUCAAAGUUCUCUUAAUGUUUCAUCACUCCUUUUGUUCUUUUUUCUUUUUGCUCCUUUGCCUGAAUGGUUUUAAGAGGCCAGUCCGAGUUUGCCUGUCUUGGUUGAAAUUUUCAGUUUAUUCAUGCAUUGUUCUCAUCACCUCAAUGAGUGUCUUUAUGACAAUUAUUUUGAAAUGUCUGUUAGGAAAAUUGUAUCACUGCUUCAUUCAGGUCAAUUUCUGAUUUAUCUUGUUUCUUUGUUUUGAACGUAUUUCCCCAUUUCUUCAUUUUCCUUUGCUCUUUGUGUUGGCAUUUGCACAUUGGACAAAACAGCCACCUUUCUAGGUUUUCAUAGAUAGGAGAAACCCUCACCAGUUGGCCUGAUCAGGGAUUCUGGAGGCCCCUUAAACCUUCAUGCUAGUCCAACCUUGUUUCUUUGUUCUUAGGGGCCUCAAGUGUCUAGAGUACAUUGGUCCCAUUCGUGCUCCAAGAUAAGUGAAACUGAAGCCAACUCCUUCGGCAGUCACCAGAGACUUUGAAUCACUAGACGUCUUGUCCAAUUCUUUCCCCAGAGAUAAGUUGGGAUCUGGAUUUUGUUUUGUUUUGUUGUUUUUGUUUUUUGCUUUUUUCCCCAUUUGUGCCACACCAGAGAGAGGGGCUGUGGUGACUAACAUGCUACAUCAAACCACUGUGUUUUUUCUUACUGGCCUCCCAGGUGACUAGGGUAUACUGGAUUCCAUUAGUGCUUCAAUACAAGCAAAACAGAAAAAGCCAGUCCUUUGGGCAGUCCCUGGAAAAGUUGGGGCAUUGGACACUUAGUGCAACUCUUUUCCUCCCCUGGGAGAAGCUGGGAGUUGGGGUUAUUGCCUGAUUUAUCAGGAGAAGCUGUGGUGAGUGCCUGCGUGCUAGUUCAAAGCUCCUCUUUGUUCUCUGUAGCACCCAGAGGACUAAUACAUGUUGGGUCUCAGAUCUUCUAGCCAAUUUCUCAGAUACCACUUGGAAAAACUGGAGUGUUUGAUGUGUGGUCCAAUUUUUUCCCUCCUUGGGGAGAAGCUAAAAGUUGAGAGUUCUCUUCUGAUCAUAUAGCACUGUUCUGGGAUGAGUAUUAUGUCAGAGAAAUGGUUCUGCUUUUCCUACUGGUUUCAAUGUAACUGGUUUUAUACUUGCCUGGUAAGCAGGAGCCUCUCAAGUAGUUUCUGGGUUUCUCACAGAUGGAAUUGGUUUAUGUGUGGCUACUGAAUGAUUGUGUCUGCUGUGGGAAGUCUUCCAAGAUUUCCUAUUCUGUCAUCUUGCUAACAUCAUUCCUCUCUGCUCUCUUUUGACCAUUCUUCUUUAUGUGCCAAGGGCUUGAAGGCAUAUCAGCAACUUUGGGAAGACUGAAGCCCCUGCAGAAUUUAUUAUUCUCUAUUUUUUUGAGUGCUAGAAAUGAUACAGGCCAAUAUUAUGGCUAAUCUAAGAAGUUAUUCUACUAAAUUAGAUAUAAAAUGAAAGUACUUAUUUUCAGCUUUUUUUUUUUUUAGACAGAGUCUCACUCUGUUGCUCAGGCUGGAGUACAGCGGCAUGAUCUCUGCACAUCGCAGCCUCUGCCUCCUGAGUUCAAGCGAUUCGCCUGCCUCAGCCUCCCGAGUAGCUGGGAUUACAGGCAUGUGCCACCGUGCCCAGCUCAUUUGUUGUAUUUUAGGAGAGACAAAGUUUCACCAUGUUGGCCAGGCUGAUCUUGAACUCCUGACCUCAGAUGAUGCCGGCCUUGGCUUCCCAAUGUGCUGGGAUUGCGGAAAAACGUGUGGAAUUCAUUCAAAAUACAUGAGAGCUGUGUAUCCUACCAAAACCUUCCCAAAUCAUUACACCAUUGUCACGGGCUUGUAUCCGGAAUCACAUGGCAUCAUUGACAAUAAUAUGUAUGAUGUAAAUCUCAACAAGAAUUUUUCACUUUCUUCAAAGGAGCAAAAUAAUCCAGCCUGGUGGCAAGGGCAACCAAUGUGGCUGACAGCAAUCUAUCAAGGUUUAAAAGCUGCUACCUACUUUUGGCCCGGAUCAGAAGUGGCUAUAAGUGGCUCCUUUCCUUCCAUAUACCUGCCUUACAAUGGAAGUGUUCCAUAUGAAAAGAGGAUUUCUACAUUGUUAAAAUGGCUGGACCUGCCCAAAGCUGAAAGACCCAGUUUUUAUACCAUGUAUUUUGAAGAACCUGAUUCUUCUGGACAUGCAGGUGGACCAGUCAGUGCCAGAGUAAUUAAAGCCUUACAGUUAGUAGAUGGUGCUUUCGGGAUGUUGAUGGAAGGCCUGAAGCAGCGGAACUUGCACAACUGUGUCAAUAUAAUCCUUUUGGCUGACCACGGAAUGGACCAAACUUAUUGUAACCAGAUGGAAUACAUGACUGAUUAUUUUCCAAGAAUAAACUUCUUCUACAUGUACGAAGGGCCGGCCCCCCGCAUCCGGGCUCGUAAUAUACCUCAUGACUUUUUUAGUUUUAAUUCUGAAGAAAUUGUUAGAAACCUCAGUUGCCAAAAACCAGAUCAGCAUUUCAAACCCUAUUUGACUCCUGAUUUGCCAAAGCGACUACACUAUGCCAAAAAUGUCAGAAUAGACAAAGUUCAUCUCUUUGUGGAUCGACAGUGGCUGGCUGUGAGGAGUAAAUCAAGCACAUAUUGUGGAGGAGGCAACCAUGGUUAUAACAAUGAGUUUAAGAGCAUGGAGGCUAUCUUUCUGGCACAUGGACCCAGUUUUAAAGAGAAGACUGAAGUUGAACCAUUUGAAAAUAUUGAAGUCUAUAACCUAAUGUGUGAUCUUCUACGCAUUCAACCAGCACCAAACAAUGGAACCCAUGGUAGUUUAAACCAUCUUCUGAAGGUGCCUUUUUAUGAGCCAUCGCAUGCAGAGGAGGUGUCAAAAUUUUCUGUUUGUGGCUUUACUAAUCCAGAGCCCACAGAUUCUUUGGACUGUUUAUGCCCUCACCUACAAAAUAGUACUCAGCUUGAACAAGUGAAUCAUAUGCUAAAUCUCACCCAAGAAGAAUUAACAGCAACAGUGAAAGUAAAUUUGCCAUUUGGGAGGCCUAGGGUACUGCAGAAGAACAUGGACCACUGUCUCCUUUACCACAGGGAAUAUGUCAGUGGAUUUGGAAAAGCUAUGAGGAUGCCCAUGUGGAGUUCAUACACAGUCCCCCAGUUGGGAGACACAUCGCCUCUUCCUCCCACUGUCCCAGACUGUCUGCGGGCUGAUGUCAGGGUUCCUCCUUAUGAGAGCCAAAAAUGUUCCUUCUAUUUAGCAGACAAGAAUAUCACCCACGGCUUCCUCUAUCCUCCUGCCAUCAAUAGAACUUCUGAUAGCCAAUAUGAUGCUUUAAUUACAAGUAAUUUGGUCCCUAUGUAUGAAGAAUUCAAAAAAAUGUGGGACUACUUCCACAGUGUUCUUCUUAUAAAACAUGCCACAGAAAGAAAUGGAGUAAAUGUGGUUAGUGGACCAAUAUUUGAUUAUAAUUAUGAUGGCCGUUUUGAUGCUCCAGGUGAAAUUACAGAACAUGUAGCCAACACUGAUGUUCCCAUCCCAACGCACUACUUUGUGGUGCUGACCAGUUGUAAAAACAAGAGCCACACACCGGAAAACUGCCCUGGGUGGCUGGACGUCCUUCCCUUUAUCAUCCCUCACCGACCUACCAACGUGGAGAGCUGUCCUGCAGGUACACCAGAAGCUUUUUGGGUUGAAGAAAGAUUUAAAACACACAUUGCCCGGGUCCGCGAUGUAGAACUUCUUACUGGGCUUGAUUUUUAUCAGGAAAAAGUACAGCCUGUCGCUGAAAUUUUGCAACUAAAGACAUAUUUACCAACAUUUGAAACCAUUAUUUAAUUUAAUAGUGUCUACUUAACGUAUAACUUACUGUACAAAGUAAUUUUGGCAAAACGUAAAUGACUUUUUCUGGAGAAUUAUAAAAUAAAGUUUUCUACUUUUCCUUAA
Callithrix jacchus (white-tufted-ear marmoset) is the source of this 4545-nucleotide messenger RNA. RefSeq names its product ectonucleotide pyrophosphatase/phosphodiesterase 3 (gene ENPP3). The record is from RefSeq and is a predicted model, not a curated record. Gene Ontology annotation, molecular function: metal ion binding; nucleoside triphosphate diphosphatase activity; nucleic acid binding. Lineage: Eukaryota; Metazoa; Chordata; Mammalia; Primates; Cebidae. Gene Ontology annotation, biological process: nucleoside triphosphate catabolic process.